AGACUUUUGGAGACUAUGGGGUAUCUGCCAGGGUGCGUGCAAGUGCAGACCGAAGAAAAAACCAGCCUCGGGCUGGCCUGAUAAAUUGAACGUCGUCCGCCGCCCCUGCCCCAUUCACCUUGAUACCCUACCUCGCCCUCUCUUUCUUUCCAUCUCUUUUCUUCCUCACCCUUCCCCUCCUUGAGCUCUCGCCUGGUUCUGGUACUCGCUUGUUGCGGGACUAAAGGCUCGAAGUGACGAACCUGGUCGCACUUCCGCACUUGGGCGCAUCCGACCACAGUCUGCCUGGUACCUACAGCCUGCCGACAGUCUUCUGCGCCUCCAACACCCGACGACCAUCACUCCAGACGAGCCGCCCCAGGGCCCCGUCGCCAAAAAUGACAAACAGCUCAGACAAGGAGCACGGGGUGAGUCACCUCGAGGGCGAUGCCGAGGCCGUGGCCGCCCAUAAGGUCGGCUCCCACGGCGGCCAGCACGCCUCGCCCGCCGACUUCGGCUUCAGCCCCGAGGAGGAGAAGGCCAUCAUGCGCUGGGUCGACAGGCGCCUCGUCACCACGGUCGGCUUCAUGUACUGCGUCUCGCUUAUGGACCGGACCAACCUCGGAGCCGCCUCCAUCGCCGGCAUGGACCGCGACCUGGGCCUGAGCAUCGGCGACAGGUACAGCAUCAUCACGCUCGUCUUCUUCAUCACGUACACGCUCUUCCAGCCGCCCUCCACCGUCAUCGUCCGCAAGGUCGGCCCGCGCGUCCACCUGGCCCUCAUCACGCUGCUCUGGGGCGCCUGCAUGAUCGGCAUGGGCUUUGCCGCCACCUGGGACGUCAUGGCCGGCCUGCGUGUCCUGCUGGGUAUUCUCGAGGCCGGUUUCUUCCCGAGCUGCGUUUACCUGCUCAGCACUUGGUACACUCGCUAUGAGGUCGGCAAACGGUACUCGAUGUUUUACCUGCUGGGAUGCGUCGCUGCCGCCUUCUCUGGCAUCCUGGCCUUUGGUCUCAUGCAAAUGAAGGGUCUCGGAAACCUGAACGGUUGGCGAUGGAUCUUCAUCAUGGAAGGCAUCAUCACCUGCCUCCUUGGAAUUGGUGGCUACUGGUUCCUUGUCAACUUCCCCGACUCGAAGCGUGCGAACUGGUCGUUCCUGGGCGAACGUGAGCGUGCCUGGGUUGUGGCCCGCGUCCAGGAAGACCGCGGCGACGCCAAGGUGCAGGCCUUCACGUGGGGCGCCUUCCUCGGCGGCGGAAAAGACAUCAAGAUUUGGAUGUACGCCAUGAUCUUCUUCAACACCACCACCAUCACCUACGCCCUGGCCUACUUCAUGCCCAUCAUCCUGAACGCCAGUCUGGGCUUCGACGUCGGCACCGCCCAGUGCCUGGUGGCCCCGCCCUACGUCCUCGCCGGCAUCGUCAUGAUGACGGGCGCCUGGCUCGGAGACAAGUACCACGUCAGGGGGCCCAUCAUCGUCGCCAACAUGAUCCUCUGCCUCAUCGGACUUCCCAUCCUCGGCUUCCACCCGGACCCCAAGGUCCGAUACAUGGGCAUCUUCCUGGUUACCGCCGGCGCCAAUGCCAACGUCCCCGCCGUCAUGGCGUACCAGGCCAACAACAUCCGCGGCCAGUGGAAGCGAGCCUUUUGCAGCUCCACUCUUGUUGCCAUGGGCGGUAUUGGUGGAAUCGCCGGCAGUCUGGUCUUCAGGAAUGCUGAUAAGCCCACCUACCGCCCCGGCCUAUAUGCCUGCAUCGCAUGCGCGCUGCUCAACAUCAUCCUUGUCGGAGUCCUGAGCCUUUUGUACAAGAUGGAGAACGGCAAGGCGGAGAGGGAGGGCAAGGAGCUGGAGGUCACCCAGGGCGAGGACUUCCAACCCGGCUUCCGCUACACCUACUAAGCGCAUCUCUCUUGUCUCUACUUUCUGACUAUUCGACCGCGCCCAUCAACCGCUAUGAUGUAUUGGAGGACUAUUUAGGGUUGAGGCGAUGGGCGUCCUCUGGCGGGGGUGCCGGAAAGGACGCUCGUGUCGUUGCGAUACACCAUGCCUAGGCAAUUUUGCCACAACCAACGUCGUAGUCCAAGAUUAGGGUGAUAUAAUGAGAUCGGAUAAUACUUCAAACUGCCUUGAUUCAG
This is a messenger RNA of Gaeumannomyces tritici R3-111a-1, 2113 nucleotides long. RefSeq lists its product as hypothetical. The transcript has 6 exons. Gene Ontology annotation, biological process: transmembrane transport. Lineage: Eukaryota; Fungi; Ascomycota; Sordariomycetes; Magnaporthales; Magnaporthaceae. The record is from RefSeq and is a predicted model, not a curated record. The coding region runs from base 378 to 1877 and encodes 499 amino acids. Gene Ontology annotation, cellular component: membrane. Gene Ontology annotation, molecular function: transmembrane transporter activity.